This is a messenger RNA of Lolium rigidum, 1538 nucleotides long. RefSeq names its product phosphoglycerate mutase-like protein 1. The transcript is spliced from 10 exons. Gene Ontology annotation, molecular function: phosphatase activity. Lineage: Eukaryota; Viridiplantae; Streptophyta; Magnoliopsida; Poales; Poaceae. The record is from RefSeq and is a predicted model, not a curated record. Gene Ontology annotation, cellular component: cytoplasm. Bases 143 to 1141 code for a protein of 332 amino acids.
AUUCGCAAAAAAAAAAAGGAGGAGGAGAGAAAAUUGAUCAGUUUUGGGUUUCACAAGAGGAAGUUGGAAGUUUGGCACCUCGUCCGAUUUGUCCAUGGGACGAGCGAGCGAGCGCGAAUAAAUAAAGCGAGAGUCGAUCGAGAUGCCUGCUUUUACCACCGCCGCCCCGGCCAUCCGCCUCCACCUCCGUGCCUCCCCUUCAUCCUCGGCCGCCGCUUCGUCCUCCUCCGCCGCCGUUUCCCGCCGCCGCUACGCUCCCCUUCGCUACUCCUACUCCACAUCAGAGAUGGAGGGAAGUGCUGGCACUGCCAUGUAUCCACUGCACCGCUCCAAGACCAUACACCUGGUCAGGCAUGCCCAGGGCAUCCACAAUGUGGCCGGCGAGAAGGAUUACAACGCCUACAUGUCGGAGGAGCUGCUUGAUGCGCAACUUACCCCUCUGGGCUGGGCCCAAGUUGAUUGCCUGCGACAGCAUGUGACAAAAUGUGGACUAGCAAAAAAAAUUGAGUUGGUUAUUACUUCUCCUCUACUGAGGACUAUGCAAACUGCAGUGGGGGUCUUUGGUGGUGGGAACUAUACUGAUGGAAUAGGUGCAUCACCAUUAAUGGUAGAAGGUGCUGGACAGAGUGCACGUCAAGGGAUUUCAAGUUUGAACUGCCCACCGUUUCUAGCAGUUGAGGCCUGCAGGGAGCACAUGGGUGUUCAUCCCUGUGAUAAGAGGAGCAGCAUCACAAAAUACCAUACUCUUUUUCCGGCCAUUGAUUUUUCCUUGAUAGAGAAUGAUGAAGAUGUUCUUUGGAAACCAGAUGUCAGAGAGGCAAAUGAGUCUGUUGCUACUAGGGGCAUGAAGUUCAUUGAUUGGUUAUGGACAAGAGAAGAGAAAGAGAUAGCUAUUGUCAGCCAUAGUGGUUUCUUAUAUCACACCUUAAACAUGUAUGGUAAAGAGUGUCAUCCAACCAUAGCAGAGGAACUGGGCAAGCACUUUAACAACUGUGAGCUCCGGUCGAUGGUGUUGGUCGACAGAAGUAUGCUUGGAUCGGGCACCCCUACAUGCAAUUUCCCAGGGAAGAUACCGGAUGGACUUGACCUUCCUAGCGAUGUCGCGGAUGAGAAGCACGUCGAGGAAGCUGGGAAGAACUGAGACUGUUGCGAGUGCAUGGAUGUCUUUGAUUCCUUUGUCAAACCCCAGUUCUGACUGACAAUAUUCAACUCUGAAAUAGAAGUGAAGAUCAGCAACAUCUACGGAUAGGGCUUACUGUCUGUAGCUCUGAAGUAGGAUGUUUGUUACUCCCUCCCAUCCGUAAAAAAACUGCUCAAUUUUGUCUAGAUAUGGAGAUAUAUAGACAUACAUCCAUAUCUAGAAAAAGUUGAACAGCUUUUACGGGGGGAGUAUAUAAUUUGUUGUCUUAACACGUACCUAAAUUCAUGGGAAUAAGGAUGGUUUAUACAUGUAUUGACACAGCUUUCUGUGACUUGUUCUGUGGCUUUUACUGUUUUAGGUAACAAAGAUCAGAUUUCUUAUUGCUAUUUUUAAAAUA